Messenger RNA from Apiotrichum porosum, 1437 nucleotides. RefSeq lists its product as uncharacterized. NCBI's taxonomy places the organism in Eukaryota, Fungi, Basidiomycota, Tremellomycetes, Trichosporonales, Trichosporonaceae. Gene Ontology annotation, biological process: transmembrane transport. Gene Ontology annotation, molecular function: transmembrane transporter activity. The record is from RefSeq and is a predicted model, not a curated record. Bases 1 to 1437 code for a protein of 478 amino acids. The transcript has 3 exons. Gene Ontology annotation, cellular component: fungal-type vacuole membrane.
AUGACCACGACCACGACCAUCGAGCUUGGCCCCGUCCGCACAUACCCUGGCGAACCCGAGGUCGGCCCCUCGCUCCCGACGACGGCGGCCCCGUCCAUCCGCAGCGAGUACAGCGGGCGCUCGGGCAGCCGUGAGCGCCGUGCGUCCGUGUUCGAGGCCGGGGGCGAGCCCGCUCCCAUGUCCGGCGAGCUAGUGACGCCGGCGCUCCCGCCCGCCGACAAGGGCAUGGACGCAUGGCGCUUCCUGGUCGCGGCCACGGUGAUUGAGACGACCGUGUGGGGACUGCCGUACACUGUCGGCGUGCUGCACGUGUACUGGAGCACAAAGCUGUUUCCCAACGACGAGAGCACCCUCACCAACGCAGCGACGUUGCAGACCGGUCUGCUGUACAUCUCCGCUGCGGUCUUUGGCCCUCUGUUCACGGCCUUUCCCCGCCAGCAGCGCUACUUCCAGAUCAUCGGCCUGGUCACUGCCGUCGCUGCGCUCUUUGGCUCGGCAUUCGUCACCAAGGCGUACCACCUCCUCAUCACCAUGGGCAUCUUUUACCCGUUCGCCGGCGCGCUGUACCUCCCGUGCGCGACGCUUAUUUACGAGUGGUUUGUGUCGCGCCGCGGCCUCGCCACGGGCAUCAUGUUCGCAGGCACCGGUGUCGGCGGCACCAUCUGGCCCCUCAUCCUGCAGGCUCUGCUCACGCGGUUCGGGUACAAGGCGGCCAUGAUCUCGCUCGCGAUCGGGUGGGGUGUGCUCAAUGCCGUCUGCCUCGUGUUCAUCAAGCGCCGUGUGCCCAUCCCCAAACGCUCGGCACAGGCAAAGGGCCACCACGCACACGGCAAGAUUGACUGGUCGGUGGUCAAGACGCCGGCCUUCUGGAUCGGAUUCUUCGUGCUCCUCCUCACCAGCAUGGGCAACUUCAACCCCACACUUUGGAUCCCCACCUUUGCAGAGACCGUCGGCGUCACCCAGCCCAACGGUACCGUCCUCGUGGCCAUCAUGAACGCCGCGUCCGUCCCCGGCAACGCGCUCACCGGGUGGGUCUCGGACCGCAGUCCCGCCCGCAUCACCAUCACGGGCUCGUGCGUGCUGGCCGCCAUCUCCGUCCUCGCCCUGUGGGGCCUGGGCACGUCCCCCGCCUUGCUCGUCCUCUUCUCCAUCGUCUGGGGACUCACCGCCCUCAGCUUUGUCAGCCUGUGGUCCAAGAUGAUCAGGGGUAUCUGCAAAGACGACCCGCGCAUGUCUGUUUUGCUGUUUUCCAUGUUUGCGUCCCUCCGCGGCGUGGGAAACCUUACCUCGGGCCCCAUCUCGACGGGCCUGUUCAAGACGGGGGCGUUCCGCGGCGCCGCGGGCGGAUACGGACACACCAACUUUGGCGCCGUGCUCAUUUACACGGCGGGCACCAUCUUUGCCGGCGGUGUUGUGGGCGCCUUCUUCCCCAAGUAA